UGAUUUGCUAGUGAAUUUAUCUGCACGAUAAGCCCUUGCAUUGAAUUCCUGAGUAAUUGGCAACCCCGAAGGCCUAUGCGCCUUCACUGAACAACCUAAGGUGAGGAUGUGUUGCAUAGAUUCGUGCUCUUCAAUAGGCUUGUAUCAAUAUGGUCGUGCUGGAAUCGAUAUGUGAUCACGAGGAUGCACUGUCUAUUCCCUGCCCUGGUAACGCGCAAUGAGGAUUCAUCAGACUGUCUAUUUUUUCCAUCAGACGAUGCAACCAGCGGGGAUAAGACAGGAAAAAAAUUUCAUUUGAAAACGCACUAAGUCAGCCUACUGGGGAGGUGAACACAAGCUUAAUCUACUUCUCAUUCCUCUAUCUUUGGGAAGUCUUCUUGAACCUUGGAUGGCAUCACUCCAACAUUCUAGCUACCAGAAGCGGCCAUGCAGGUUUUAUGGACAAUGCUUGCGGGUAUAAGUGCACGUGAACACACCCGUGUAAUAGAGCGCAGUUGAACUCUACAGUGCUCGCCUGCAAUCCUACGGAAUGCUGGGCGGCAUUCAAAUCUGUUGGCACCGAGGAAAACGCGGCCACAACAGCUGUGCAAGCAAGAAAACUGAUGACUGUGGACUACCGGUACGCCUAUAACCGCAAUGAUGUUUUGAGCUAAAGACCGACUUCAAUUGUAUUGAUCCGCUGGAUUUCCCGACUAUAAAAAUUGGGCGUGAAUACAGGCAUACGAUGAUUGAGGAUGGCUACCGCUCUGGAGCCAAUGGCCGACAGUGAGGAAGACCUGCUUAUUGACCUUCGACCCAAGUCCCCCUACGGCGAACCGCUCGGCAAGUUCCACGUAGCCACGGAAUGGCCACAGCCCCUGCCGCGCUCGCGGCACGCCCGCCGGCCGCGGGCCGACGCCCGCUACCGCACCCAGCCGGUCACCUUUGACGAGAUUCGCGAGGUGGAUGAGGACGUGAGCCAGGUCAGCAGGCCGGCCCAGGAGACGGGCCAGCGGACGGCUGACGCGGCCGCCGACGAGACUGAUCACCACCGGCAGCGGAUCACGGAAUUGAAGUGCCCAAUCAAGCUGGAAGCGCUGAACGCUGCCAUUGAGAAGAUCAUGAAGAAACCAGCUGCUUCAGGGGCCGAUGAAGACGAUAUCGACAAACUGACCCACAUUCACGAAACAUCAGAUCCAGCCGAAACAGUUUGACGUAAAUUUGUUAGAAAGCCUGCCUCCAAUCCCUUACGAGUCACCGAUUUACAUUGUUUAUUCUUCUUAACUGUUGUAAUAUCAAUCCCCCUCUCAAUUUUCAAUGGAGUUCGGAAUAAUGAUGUCGGUCAAAUCUUUUGACAAUAGAUGAGGUAGGCUACCGACAGAGGGCGCCUCUUGAAGAGAGCAACGAGCAACGUUUGUAGCAUCUGGUCGCAACAUAAAAGCAAUCUCGGGACAAUUUUCCCGCGUGAAUCAAAAUUACUGUUGUAGUUAGCAUGUGUGGUACGGUUAAAACCCUAAUAAGAUAUAGUACUUACAGCUGGGAACUCUUAUCUAAUUCACAAACUGUGACAACCUAAGACACGUGGGGCCCGUCAAGUCCUCUGACGGUCUGCCGAUACAAUAAGCCUUUUGCGAGUUAAAUUUGAAUAAUGUCUGGCACCGCUGAGUUCUUUAAAUUCAUGUGAACAUAA
Molecule: messenger RNA, 1669 nt
Organism: Acanthaster planci (crown-of-thorns starfish)
Lineage: Eukaryota; Metazoa; Echinodermata; Asteroidea; Valvatida; Acanthasteridae
Source: RefSeq, a predicted model, not a curated record